This is a messenger RNA of Rotaria sp. Silwood1, 957 nucleotides long. Lineage: Eukaryota; Metazoa; Rotifera; Eurotatoria; Philodinida; Philodinidae. The record is from the annotation of a GenBank genome assembly.
AUGGUUUGUGCACAAAUUAUUCAAUUAUUAGUAAUUACUAUUCUAAUUACUAUCUUCUUGUUUUCACCUAUUAUUACAUUUCUAUUUAUCCUUAUUCCAAUUAUUCUUCUUUGUGUAUUCAAACAAUUUUGGUAUUUAUUUAUCAUUCUUGGUAUUUGUCUGAUAUAUGGUUGUUGGCUUCUUUUUGACUAUCGUACUGAUUCAAAAGGAGGUCGAUGGUCUAAUCGAUUUCGUCGAUUAUGCAUAUGGAAACAAUUUGCAAAUUAUUUUCCUCUUAAAUUAAUUAAAAGUGAAGAUCUUGAUCCAAAUCGAAAUUAUAUAUUUGGAUAUCAUCCGCAUGGAGCAUUUUCUUUGAGUGCUUUCGGUAAUUUUGCUACAGAUGCUACACAAUUUUCUAUUCUAUUUCCAAAUAUACGUCCACAUUUAAUGCUUCUUCGUCUUCAGUUUCUAUUUCCAUGUACACGUGAUCUUUUCCUCAAUCUAGGUGCAUGUUGUGUAUCAAGAAGGAGUUGUGAAUAUUUACUUAGUGGUAAGUGUGGUCAAGGGAAUGCAUUAGUUAUUGUUCUUGGUGGUGUUCCUGAAAUGCAUGCAACAAGAAAUGAUACUAUGAUAUUUUACAUUAAGAGAAGAAAAGGUUUUGUCAAAUUAGCAUUAAAACAUGGUGCUUCAUUAGUACCUGUUAUUUCAUUUGGAGAAAAUGAACUUUAUGAAAGACGAACUUGUUUUAAUUUGAUACCAAACGGAAUUCCUUGUGGUCGAUCUAUUGUUGGACAUAUUCCACUUCGACAUCCGGUGAUUACUGUUGUUGGAAAACCAAUUCAUGUCAAUAAAAUUGUUGAUCCAACUGCUACUGAUAUAGAUCAACUUCAUAAUGAAUAUAUUCAAGCAAUUGAACAAUUAUUUGAAGUGAACAAAUGUCAAUAUGGAUUGGAACAUGUAAACCUAGAAAUUAUUUAG